CAAGAACCCGGAUAACCUGUCCUCUUUUCCAACUUCCGGCAAAAUGGCGCCGAAAAAAGAAAAAUCGCCACACAAGCCCAGGAAUUAUGUUUUGGGUGGAAGUGGCGUUAUGCGCUUCUCACAAGCUCGCAUGUACCAGAAACGCGCUGUCUACAAGAAGAAAAAGCCCAAGGCAGCAAAAACAAAGAAGGAAACUUUAACCCGCUUUGUCAAGAAGGACAUCGGUGGAGAUAAGAAUGGAGGGUUCCGUAUGGUCAGAGUGAGCAAGCUGCCAAAGUCCUAUCCAACUCAAGAGGCAUCUAGAAACUUGAAGACUCGCAAAGUACCCUUCAAAGCCCACAACAGGAAACUUAGGCCAUCUCUUACCCCUGGAACAAUCCUUAUCAUGGUUGCAGGGAGACACAGAGGAAAGAGAGUUGUUUUCUUGAAGCAGCUCGCAUCUGGUCUUCUACUGGUCACUGGCCCAUACCAUCUUAAUGGAUGCCCAUUGAGACGUAUCAACCAGCAAUAUGUGAUUGCCACCAAGACUAAGCUUGACGUCAGUGGAGUAAAGCUCCCAGAGCGUGUCAAUGAUGACUACUUCAAGCGUACAAAGCUAAGGAAGCCCAAACACACAGAAGGAGAAAUCUUCGACACUAAAAAAGAGGUCUACAAAGUCAGUGAUGAACGCAAAGCAGACCAAGUCGAUGUUGACAAACAGGUCCUAGAUGCCAUUCGUAAAAACUCAGAAAAGAAAUAUCUUUUCGGUUAUCUUGGCGCGAUGUUCUCCCUUGAAGGCAAAAAUUAUCCACACAAUAUGGUGUUUUAAGGACUGAUAAUACCAUAGAAUUUACUGUAACUUAUAUGUGGAAUAAAGUGUGCU
Messenger RNA from Owenia fusiformis, 862 nucleotides. The record is from the annotation of a GenBank genome assembly. Lineage: Eukaryota; Metazoa; Annelida; Polychaeta; Sabellida; Oweniidae.